CAGCAGCAGCAGCAGCAGCAGCAGCAGUGGUGGUGGUGCUGUAGUCUUAUUUAUGUGUAAAACACAACACUGCGAGUAUAACACACCUUUAUUAAUGUAUAUUACACCUUCACUAAUGUAUGCUCAACUGUAUAAGUCCAGUUUUGUUGCUCCUUGUUUCAUCGUCUGAAGAAUCAUAAUUAGUGUCAGCAACCAGUUUAAGACACUUAUGUAAGUGGUUGAUGUGAUACUGCAGAAACAGUGUGAACAAUAUAGAAAUGUUGAGCAUUUUGUCAUAAAUACAUCAUGAAUGUCAACAUUUGUUUCAUAAAACUCACUUCAUUAAUUCUGACAGUUAAAUUAUAUUCUCAGUAACUAGUGAACUUAAGUUUACUUACUGAAAUACUGUACUUAUAUUGAUAUAGCACUGUACAUUCAUUAUCAAUUUCCACAACCUCAACCAUCAGUGAACUUAAGUUAACUUACUAAUAUAGUCUAACUUAUAUUAAUCUAAUACUGAAUAAUAAUUAUCAACAUCUGUUGUGCUGAAGUUUAUUUCUAUUUAAAAGUUAUUUAGCUUAUUAUAUUAUUAGCUGCUUUAUAAGACCAAAUAUUUAUAUCAUAAUGAAGUCUUUAUAUACAUUCUCUUUUAAUAUUUAACCAUACUGAUUUAAAAAUCACUUAUUUUUUAAUUAUUCGUAAGUACUAACAGUACAGUUGGAUGUUAUACAUUGCCAGUUUUCCUGAAUUUUAUACUAAGGACUGUAUAGGAUUUUUUUAUCUUGACUGAGGGCAAGGUAUUGUAAUGAAUUGUGUAUUACUUUAUUUACUUCAAAUAUUGACACUUGUCAGGAUAUUGUAAUGUAUCAUAAUUAUUACUUUCUUUACAUCCAGUUUUGACUGUGACAAAAUACUGUGGUACAUCAUCUAUGUCACUUUCUUCAAAUGUUGACAAUGAACAGAUUAUUGUAAUAUAUUUUCUGUAUCACUUUUUCUUUCUUAAAUAUUUUAUCUUCACACAGUGUUUCCAUAUUAUUCAUAAUCUGGUAGAUGUCUCUCUCACCAUAUUGAUUACAUGGAAAAUAUUUUUUUAUCAUAUCUGAAUAUAUUUUUCAGUAUUAUCUUUUUCUUUUAUUGCCUUAACUUGUGCUUGCCUGUUUCUAUAAUAUUUUUUUUCACACAUGUUGAGUCUGUGUCUUGUUGUUCAUGUAUUCCCUCAUGUUUUUAAUGUGUGCUGUUAUUAAUCAUAGUAAAAACACUAUUAUUUGAGAAAGAAAAUAGUCAUAACUUAAUUGUUUACAUUGUUUACAUGAAAGUUAAAAAAUCAUAAAUUCAGUUAAUAAAUUUCUUAUAUAUUUGUACUCUCAUUGUAAAAAAGCACCUUUUAUUCUCACUGUAAAAUGGUAAGUAAUUCAGUAUCUAAAUAACUUUUCUGACAACAAACAUGAUGCAACAUACAAUAGUUUCCUCAGGAGAAAAAGCCUACCAGUGUUCAGAAUGUCUAAAGGAUUUUUCAUAUAAAUCAAGUCUAACAAAACACAUGAGAGUUCAUACACAGGAAAAACCAUAUCAUUGUUCUGAAUGUCUUAGAAACUUUUCAGUUAAAUCAGUUCUAAUACAACACAUGAGUGUUCAUACACAAGAAAAACCAUAUCAUUGUUCAGUUUGUCUUAAAGACUUUUCACGAAAAUCACAUCUAAUACAACACACGAGAGUUCAUACACAAGAAAAGCCAUAUAGAUGUUCAGAAUGUUUAAAAGACUUUACCAAUAAACCAAAUCUAGUAAAUCACAUAAGAGUUCAUACACGAGAGAAACCAUAUCAGUGUUCAGAAUGUUUAAAAGACUUUUCACAGAAAUCAAAUCUAAUAAAACACAUGAGAGUUCAUACACAAGAAAAACCGUAUCGUUGUUCAGAGUGUCUAAAAAACUUUUCGUUAAAAUCAACCCUAAUGCGACACAUGAGAGUUCAUACAAGAGAAAAACCAUAUCAGUGUACAGAAUGUCUAAAAGACUUUUCACAGAAAUCAAGUCUAAUACAUCACAUGAGAGGUCAUACACAGGAAAAACCAUAUCAAUGUUCAGAGUGUCUAAAAGGAUUUUCAGUUAAAUCAACUCUAAAUCUACACAUGAGAGUUCAUACAAAACAAAAACCAUAUCACUGUUCAGUGUGUCUGAAAGCUUUUUCACAAAAAUCAGGUCUAAUACCCCACAUGAGAGUUCAUACACAAGAAAAACCAUAUCAUUGUUCAGAGUGUGUAAAAGCCUUUUCUCAAAAAUCGGGUCUAAUGAAACAUAUGAGAGUUCACACACAAGAAAAAUCAUUUCAGUGCUCGGAGUGUGUAAAAGACUUUUCAGACAAGUCAUGUCUAAUACAGCACAUGAAUGUUCAUUCCCAAGAAAAACCAUUUCAGUGUUCAGAGUGUUUAAAAGACUUUCCUCGGAAAUCAGCCUUAAUACGACAUAUGAGAGUUCAUCAAAAGAUCAAUCAUAUCAGAGUUCAGAAUGCCUAAAAGACUUUUCUUGGAAAUUAAAUCUGAUCCAACGUUACUCUCAUACAAGAAAAUGCAUAUCAUUGUUCAAAAAGGCUUUGGAGCUUCCCUUCCCUUCCUUGGAUCAAAUUUUAUUAUCCUCCCCCUCACAUUCACUAGGUACUGUUUAACCCUUAUGGGUUUAGCUUUUCCCUAUAAAUAUACCAAUCAGUAGAGACAGAGGCGUCACUAGAGUUGGUGUUACCCUGGGCGGAAUCUCUGAUGUCACCCGGGGCAGCAUCUUUGGUGUCACCCUCAUGAAAUUCAAGGGUGGGGGGAUGGGGGGGAUAAACUCCAGUUAUGUCACUACUGCAUGACCAGUGACAAAUGUUUAGCAAUGAGAAUGUUUAAGGGCCAUAAACUGAACGGGAGAAUACUUCUCAACUUUAUUAAUGAUAAAAUAAAUAAUCGUAGUAAUAUUAAGGAAACAUAAACUCAAAUACCACUUUGAGUACAGGUAACAGAUCCUACAUUUAUUCAUCUUCAACAAUGCAAAAACAAAAACAAAAACUUGAAAAAUAAAGAAAAACACUGCAAUAUCAGAGAAACACUAGUUCCGAUUUAACCUUGAGUACAGGUAACAUCUCAGUGAAUCUGAUCUUACAUUUCCUUGCCUUCAAUUAUGCAAAAUCAUCUAUCACAUCAUCAAAAUCAAUGAUUUUUCCCUAUAUAGGCUUAUUUGUACUUUGUUAAUAUAUAAGAGGCUAUAUAGAAACAAAGGAUUCUUCUCUCAUGUUGCUGCAGCACUGUUUUGUGCAUUUGUGUCACCUUCUUUAGAGGCUCUAUGGUGUCACCCCCUAAAUGGUGUCACCUGGGGCAGCACCCCCCUUCCUUACAACGCCCGUGUAGAGAGGAACCAUAAAGUUUUUGAGAGGAUGUUUCACAUACAAUAUUUAGAAGUGCUUAUAGUAAUUACCCCCUUCAAGAUCUACUAAUGAAUGGCUCCUGAUCCCAAGAACUGGAGCUGCCUAGCACUUUCUUUGAUCAAAUGUGAAAGCUUUCAGUUUCCUAAGCACUAUUUGAUGCUUACAGGUUUCUCCAUUAAUAAAAUAAUAAUUAUAGGAUUAUUACUCCUGUGGUAGGGUCUCUAACUGGCAUCAUGACUGAAUGCUUGACCAGACAGGCUGUUAUUACUUUUAAUGGAAGCAGUUAAUAUAUGUGGUUCUUUGCAGCAUAAACAGUCAGUGAUAUUUUCCUCUUAAAGACAGUUCUAUUGGCAAUUUGUCUUAAAUGUUAAGGUGACCGCGCUUAGAAAUUUGACUUUUUUCCAGUCAUACCCCUUCAAGGAAAUGGGGGAGCUCCUUUGGCAUACCAGAAAGGCUCUUGAUCUGAGGAUUGAUCCUACAUAUUGAAUCUAAAUACCUCAACCCCUCCCCUCCUCUCUUAAUUCAUCCUCUUAAAAGGCAAUAUUUCCUCUUAGUUGCUGUAUCUAUAGUUGGACAGAUGUCAGAAGACAUUUUUUUUUAUUUAACAUGUAAAGUGAUAUGAGCUAUACUGAUUUAUAAGUUACCUGCAAGUUGAUACCUGUCUGCAGUUUGCAGCAUGGUGGGUAUAUAACAUUCUAAACCUAGUUUUGGUUGGCUCAUUUACUCUCCAGCAACCAUCAGAAAUUUAAUUUUACUAAAUCUGAUUACCUGGAGUAUUACCUGGAGAGAGUUCUGGGGGUCAACACCCCCGCGGCCCUGUCUGUGACCAGGCCUCCUGGUGGAUCAGAGCCUGAUCAACCAGGCUGUUACUGUUGGCUGCACGCAAACCAACGUACGAGCCACAGCCCGGCUGGUGUUAAUUAAUAAUAGUGUUAAUUAAUAAUAAGAGUGGUAAAUUUCAUCAGGUACCUAGUGGGAUAUAAUGUGAUCUCAUUGUUGGGAAAUUUAAUAUUAGUCUGACAGCAGUAGCUUUCAUAGAAAUAGCAUUAUCAUCAGAAGCAAUAAUUUUUGUUUGAAGCUUAGUGACUUCAUUAAUUAUUAAGAAUAUUAAUCCAACUUAACAAAUAUUAUUUACAAUGUGUGGGAUUAGUAACAUGAUAACAUAUAUAAAUGCAGGUUUAAGCUACAUAUGAUGUAACACUUAAUUCUUCUAAGUUCAAAGCCUUCAUUAAUUAUUAAAGAUUAUUAAAAUAUGUUAGUCUUAGCUAAUUAAGCUAUGUAGACUAUAGCACUUAAUUUUGUAAAGCCCAAAGAUUUCCUUAAUUAUUAAGUAAGUUUAUUCAGGUUAACGCAAAUACAGUUACAUAGAUUAUCAUACAUAGCAGCGUAUGUGUAAAGAACCUAGGAUAACUCAAAAAAGUCAGACAGAGUGACUUAUUUCCAUUGUGUUAAAUUGUGUUAGCCUAUCAUAUCUUCUUUCAACAAACUGGCUGUAUCCCACCGAGGUGGGGUGGCCCUAAAAGAAAAACGAAAGCUUCCCUUUUUAAAUUUAAUAACAUAUACAGGAGAAGAGGUUACUAGCCCCUUGCUCCCAGCAUUGUAGUCGCCUCUUAUGGCUUACUGAGGAAAAAUUCUGUUCCACUUCCCAUGGAGAUAAGUGGAAAUAAACAAGAACAAGAACUAGUAGGAAAAUAGAAGAAAAGCCAAAAGGGUGUGUAUAUAAAUGCUUGUACAUGCAUGUGUAGUGUAACCUAAGUGUAAGUAGAAGUAGCAAGAUGUACCUGAAACCUUGCAUGUUCAUGAAACAGAAAAAAGACACCAGCAAUCCUAUCAUCAUGUAAAACAAUUGCAGGUUUCCGUUCACAUUCUUUGGCACGGUGGUAGUACCUCCCUGAGUGGUUGAUGUCUACCAUCAUAAUACAGUAACCUAAUACUAAUAUGCAUACAAUUAAUGCUGUCUGCAGAUUAUCACCACAGUGAGCAGUGCACAUAUAUGGGUUUAUGGUCUUAAUUCUGUGAAGCUCAUAGACUUCAUUAAUUAUAGUACAAUAGUAUUUAGAAUAUUUUAUUAAUCCAUUAUUUUAGCAUAAUCACCCCUCAAGGAAGGCUCCUUGAUGUUGGUGAGGGGCUCUUGAUUUAGGGAAUUGGAUCUGUGCUCCAGUUCCCCGAAUUAAGCCUGAAUGCCUUCCACAUCCCCUCCCCCCAGGCGCUGUAUAAUCCUCCGGGUUUAGCGCUUCCCCCUUGAUUAUAAUAAUAAUUUAGCAUAAUUAAUAUCUUAUCCAGAAUUACCUUUAUGUACUAUGAAUGAAAAUCAACAUUUUUUUUCCAACCGGGAGGUUUUUGCCCAAGCCUAAAUCAAAUAUACUUCAAACACUUUACCAAUGGGACAGUUCAUGUUUUUAAUCACUUUUGGAGAGCUCACUGUUUUGAUAAAAUUAUGGUCACUAAUACAGUGAUGGCUGUCAGUAAUUAAAAAUUAUAAUGUA
Messenger RNA from Cherax quadricarinatus, 5861 nucleotides. RefSeq names its product zinc finger protein 84. NCBI's taxonomy places the organism in Eukaryota, Metazoa, Arthropoda, Malacostraca, Decapoda, Parastacidae. Gene Ontology annotation, biological process: regulation of transcription by RNA polymerase II. Gene Ontology annotation, molecular function: RNA polymerase II cis-regulatory region sequence-specific DNA binding; DNA-binding transcription factor activity, RNA polymerase II-specific. The record is from RefSeq and is a predicted model, not a curated record.